AUGAGGCUUUGUAAAGUCAUUAAUGGAUCUGCUUCACAUAAAAGAGCCAGCAGCUUUGGAUCACAAACAGGUUCAAAAAGCUUAAAAUCAGAUAAGCCUAGGGAUACCUUUCAGGCAGCUGCAGUGAAAUGUGUGGCAGGAGUUCCACUGACACGUUUUGAGGAAGUUACCAUUGACAGUGACCUUGAUUCUGUUAGAACAGAGAUUGUUCGAGAACACUUUCAAAAAGCUAUCAGCAGCAGGAAUGUGCCAAGCCAUUCCGGAAAGAAAUUUCAGAGUUCUUGGAAAGAAACAUUUAGGUAUCCCAGCUCAGAGCAUUCAGUGACAGACGAAGAGGAUAAUUCUUAUGCAGCAUGCUUUACUGAUCCUCGCCCAGAAUGUAGAAACAGCAGUCCUUCCAGAUGGAGCUUAAGACCAAAGAAAGCAAUUGGCCACACCUGGGAAGAAGAUGGCAUCCAUGAUAGCGUAAGGCCAUCCUCUAGCAGAAUGAAGCCAAGGCAGAGAUCAACACUGGAAGAGCUUGUUGUAGACAGGGAGAUUCUGGAAGAAUCUGUUGCCCAAAUGAGAGAGGAACUUGCUAUAGAAGAAGAACGAUUAUCUAAGAGACAAUGUCAAUUACGAGAAGCUGACCAGUCACUAGCUGACAUUCUGCAAAAGAAAAAGGAAGCAGCCCAGCAACUUGAUGCCUUGAAAUCAGUUAUUGAUAUAAAUGAAAAUGAAGUUGAAGGUGUAGAAUGUCAGCUACGAGAAAGCCAUAAAAAGGUGGAAGAAGUCAGAGCUGAGAUGGUGCUGCUGGAGUGCAAAAGGGAAUCGUGCCUUAAAGAGUUACAACAUCUUAAUGCAGAAGUGUCAGCCGUAAGAAGGCAGAGCUCUAUAACUCAGAACAGUCAGCUGAUUGCCCUUCAGAAUGACAUUUCUACCAUUAGUAAAGAACGUGAUGAGUUGAAGCUUCGCAUUCGCCACAUGGAAAGCAGCUUGUCUUUCCUGGAGCGUCAAGAACUGGAACGCCAGCUGAACACUGUGAAGAAUGAAUUAUUUUCAGAACAGCGUAGUGCUAGAACAAAGAUUGAGGAACUCAGAGAGUCUGUGGAAAAUUACCAGGCAAAGAUGGAAGAGAAGUCAAGGGAGGCAUCUGAUCUGUUGGAGAAAAGUAAUAAACUUGAUCUACAACUAAGAGAGAUGGUGAAAGAGAAGGAAGCAUUGACUGAGAAAACCACUGUUCAGAUUAAGGAAAUAACUCAGACAUCCAGUGAGAAGGUCCAGGCAUUGUCUUCUCAGGUGACUGAGAGGGACUUGAAGGUCUCAGCCUUGGAGAGGAUUCUCUCAGAGAAAGAGAUGGAACUGUUGAGGUUUCGUGAAGUUGUGUCCUUAGUGACUACUGAGAAGGAGGCACAGAUUUCUGCUUUUGAGAAUCUGAAGAAGGAACACAGUCAACAGUUAAUGCAGCUACAACAGGAAAAGGCACAUGAAAAGGAACAGGAACUGUGCAGCUUGAGAGCAGAACUACAGUGUUUGAGAGAUAAGGAUCUCCAAGAGUUGACAAACAAAAUGGAAGAUAACAAAGCAAAAGCAUUAAAGGACCAAGCAUUCACAUUUAUGCAGCAAAUCGAAAAACUAAUUGAAACUAAUAAGGAUAAAGAUGAGGAAGUUGUAAAAUUAAAGGAGAUGAUUCAGUCCCUGGAAAAGUCUAAGAAGAAACUAGCUGAAGAAUUAAAACAAGAAGCUAAGGAGAUGGUCCAGAGAGCCCUCACAGAAGAACAGAAAAUAUGGGAAGCGGAAAAGGAGAAAGAGAUGCAGAAACAGCGUGAAACAGUUGAAGAGAAUCACCAGAGGAACAUUGCAUGUAUGAAAGGGGAUAUAAAGAAAGAGAAGCGGCACUUAUUGGCAUUACAGAACAAAGUUUUAGAACUGCAGGCAAGAAUAAAAGAACUUGAAACUGAAAAUCACUGCCUUCAAAAGGAGAAGCAGGAAGCAGUCAAUGAGGUUCGAGCUUCACUUAAUGAAGAAAAACAAGAAGAAAUCAUUCAAAUACGCAAUGAAAUGGAUCAGGAGAAAAUACAUGAGACAGAACAUUUAAAAUCUAAAGUUCUGCAUCUUGGAGAGGAGCUCCAAUGCUUACGGGCUGAACGAAGUGAAGCUGCCUUUAAACAGAAAGAGGCUCAGGCUCAUAUGGGACACUUGGAGAGGUCCAUUGCAAUGGAUAUAAGUGCAGAAUGUGAAAGACUGAAGGCUCUGCUCCAGCACACACAUAGGAAACCACAAGCAGCAAGUCCAUCACACACACAAGUUGGGAGUCCUUCUCAUAUUUCAUUAACAGUGGCACUCCAGAAUCUACACUGUAUAAUUGAAGAGCUGCAGCAUCAUAUGGCAGGGCUGUUUCAUGAGCUGGAAGCACAGAGGCGCAAUGCCCACCAUCUUCAUCGUGAAAAGGAACGUGAACUAAAACAGCAGCGAGAACAGCUUUCUAUGGAGAAGGAGGAGGCCCUGGAAGUGUUGAAAGAACGACUAAUUCAGGACCACAUUAGUGAGAUCAGUAAUUUACAACGGAGUCAGCUAAAGGAUUCUGGGAGUAGUGAGAGCCAGUCUGUCCGUCAGCAACUUAGGGAGAAAGAUAGUGAGCUCAGGGCAAUCCAGAGGAACAUGACAAAAUGGAAAGAUGAAACUGCCUGCAAACUGGCCCGCAAAUUUGAAGAAGAACUCAGCACUGAGUUGGAAAAGUAA
Protopterus annectens (West African lungfish) is the source of this 2721-nucleotide messenger RNA. Its product is annotated as protein Daple-like. The record is from RefSeq and is a predicted model, not a curated record. NCBI's taxonomy places the organism in Eukaryota, Metazoa, Chordata, Ceratodontiformes, Protopteridae. Bases 1 to 2721 code for a protein of 906 amino acids. The transcript is spliced from 21 exons.